Phytophthora sojae is the source of this 783-nucleotide messenger RNA. RefSeq lists its product as hypothetical. NCBI's taxonomy places the organism in Eukaryota, Oomycota, Peronosporomycetes, Peronosporales, Peronosporaceae. The coding region runs from base 1 to 783 and encodes 260 amino acids. The record is from RefSeq and is a predicted model, not a curated record. The transcript is spliced from 2 exons.
AUGGUUGGCGAAGAGGAGACCACGCGCGGCAGCUUCCACGUCGUGUACGUGCCCGCCGAUGAGCGCAAGGAGCUGGAGGAGUGGGCGGUGGCGCUGCCCCAGGACAAGGAGGCGCAGCUCGGCUGCCUGACGGAGCGGCUGCGCGCGCACUUCAAGGCGGGGGCCACGAACGCGUCCCAGCAGCAGCAGGAGGAGACGUUCAAGCAGCAACUGCUCGCGCAGCUGCCCAAGGGCGCCGCCAUGACGGACGAGAUGCUGCAGAUGAUGCUGCAGAUGGACAGCCUCGUGGACUCGAUCCCGCUCGUGCUCAACUCGCCCGACGCCAAGCACGUGGGCGUCAACAUGUACGUGGACGACAAGGGCACGGCCAAGGCGCUGCCCACGAACGUGCGCGCCUCGGCCAUCGCCCAGGCGUGUGGCAAGAUGCUGGAGGUCAAGGGAGACGCGUUCAUUGGACGGGUGUUUGAUAACGACGACGACUUUGUGCGCAUGGACUUCCGCUUGAGUGAAGUGUCGGGUGACGCUCCGUGGGUGCAGCAGGGCAAGCAGCAGGCUGCUGCUGCUGCUGCGGGCAAUGGAGGCGCGGCGGCGGGGGCUGCGCUGGCCAGGGCGAAGGCCCCGGCGAAGAUGAUGCUGCCUGGAUCUAUCCAGCGCAUUUGCGGUGCUGACCGCUGCUCGAAGAACGGCACGCUGCGGUGCUCGAGAUGCAAGGCGCAGUUCUACUGCAGUCCGGAGUGCCAGAAGGCGGACUGGAAACUGCACAAGAUCGGGUGCAAGAAAUGA